UCAGGUUCAAAAUGGUGGACGAAGACAAGGAUUUUCCCAAGCCAAAAAGAGCUAAGAAAGAGCCACGUAAAUAUCCUAAAAUGCCAAUAUGGAUAUGCGAAAAUCACGAUGAAGUCCUCUACUAUAUUCAUAGAGCUAUUGCAUCAAAGCAUAUCGCAUACGAAGGAGUUACUGUCCUUCAUUUUGACUCUCACCCUGAUCUCACAGUUCCCGUGAAGAUGAAGGGCCGCACCGUGUUUGAGCAAGAAAAACUCUACGAAGAGAUUAGUAUUGCGGACUGGAUUCUUCCUGCUGUCUUUGCAGGACAUAUAAAUAAGGUUAUCUGGGUCAAACCACCGUGGUCAGAUCAAAUCAAAGAAGGUGUAUUUCACUUGAAGGUUGGCCAACACAAGGAAACUGGCUUUAUUAGGGUGACAUGUCCAGAGACAUAUUUUGUGGAAGAGCUACUUUAUGCAGAUGAAGCAUCACUAGAAAACUGCAAAGAUUUGGAACUUGUUGUAUUUACUCUUGAACCUGGUUCAAAAGAAAUCAAGGAACACACUGCUGCCCUGGAGAAAGAAAACAAAGUCUCUAAGGCAUUAGAUGUGGAGAAUAAUGAAAAUAAAGUUGCCAAAGUGAGGGAUCAUAAACAGAGCAAAGAUGCAUUUGAAUCAUUACUUCCAUCAGGCAAAUCAACUGCUCUUGAAAAUAGCUUUAUACUUGAUAUAGACAUGGACUUUUUUUCAACCCAAAACCCUUUCAAGCUGCUUUACACAGACGAAGAGUUCCUGUGGCUCAGAGAUAUUUAUAGAUUUGAAGAACCUCUCUCAACAAGUAGGGAGGAUUUAGAGAGCUGUGUAACAUUACGGAAAGCUCAAGUGGAAAAAAUUGAGGCAACUUAUUCAUAUCUGCAACAUCAAUCUUCUCCUGGCAGUGAGGAGAAAUUAUGUAUUGAAACAUCACCUGAAUGUUGUCUGAACCAAGAUUUGGUUAAGCUAAUAGAAAUGAUCAAAAGUCACAAAAGAGAGGAGCCCAAUUAUGAAAUGCUGCACUUUUCUGGGAUGUCAGCAGAUAUUCCUCAUCAUGUGAGUUCUUCAGAAAUGAUUGACAGUCUGAUGCAAUCUAUGGCAGCCAUGUUGAAAUGUUUUCCAAAGCCAACCUUCAUCACUAUGGCUAGGGCCACUGUUCUACUCUCUCCUCCCCUGCCCACUCAGAAAUUUGGUAGCAAUACUUCUACUCCAUUCAUGUUGCUCUCUGUUUCUCCUGACCAGUGGAUGUCUUGCUAAGCAUAUUGAAGGGAACAAAAGGUUACAAGUGAGAAAUGGGAUAUCAAAAAAAUAAAAACCUCCUCUGCCUUUUCCAACUUUAAUUGCUCACCCUCCCUUAAAGAAAUCAUCUGGUAAGACUGUAAUGGAGCUAAGUGUAAAUUCUAGGCAAGAAUAAUCUUAGCAGAUAUGAUAGGUCGAUCUCGUCUCAGACUUAUAGACUUGUACUUUUCAUUGGCUCGGUUCUCAGAUGGUCUUAGGAGAGAAGAUAGAGAACGAAAAGGCAGCCUCAUACCCCAAUAGUAUCAGAAUUACUUUAACACUGCCAUUUCAUGUUUUUCUUAUUCUCUGGAAAGGCUUCAGAAAUCUUUGUUAACUGUUUUUUAUCUAUAAAUUUACAGUUAACAAGGUUUAC
Pocillopora verrucosa is the source of this 1659-nucleotide messenger RNA. RefSeq names its product UPF0489 protein C5orf22 homolog. Lineage: Eukaryota; Metazoa; Cnidaria; Anthozoa; Scleractinia; Pocilloporidae. The record is from RefSeq and is a predicted model, not a curated record.